AUGUCCGCUUUUAUCCGCACUAUCCCCUCUGUUAGGGCUUCGAUCUUGCGUUCUGCAAGAUUGCAAUUGAGAACUUAUGCUUCUUAUCCACCUCACACUGUCAUCGGCAUGCCUGCUUUGUCUCCAACCAUGACUCAAGGUAGUUUGGCUGUUUGGUCCAAGCAGGUUGGUGACCAAUUGGAGCCUGGCUGCGUCUUGGCUGAGAUCGAGACCGACAAAGCACAAAUGGAAUUUGAAUUCCAAGAUGACGGUUACUUGGCAAAGCUUCUGGUCUCUGAAGGUACCAAGGACUUGCCUGUUGGUAAGCCCAUUGCUGUUUAUGUCGAGGACGAAGGCGAUGUCGCUGCUUUCAAGGACUUUGAGGUCGAGGACUCUGGCGCCAGCCAGAGUGCUGCAGCCCCAGAAGCCAAGAAGGAGGAGCCAAAGAAGGAGGAAGCUUCUUCGGAGGCCGCAGCUCCAAAGAAAAAGGCCAGCAGCGCUGGCUCUUCUUCCGCCCCUACUGACAGGAUCAUCGCCUCUCCUCUUGCGAAGACCAUUGCUUUGGACAAAGGGAUUUCUUUGAAGGAGGUUACUGGCAGUGGUCCAAAUGGCAGAAUCACUAAAUCCGAUGUCGAAGCCUACCUCAAGAAGGCUCCUGCUGCCCCUGCCAAGGCUGCUUCUCCAGCUGCCACCGGCUCUGCCGCCGCCGCUGAAUACGAAGAUAUUCCUAUCACCAGCAUGAGAAAGAUCAUUGGCGACCGUUUGCUAGAGUCUACUUCUGGAACUCCUUCUUACAUCGUGUCGUCCCAGGUCUCGGUUUCCAAACUUUUGAAGUUGAGACAAUCCUUGAACGCCUCUGGCAAAGACCAAUACAAACUGUCGGUUAACGACAUGCUGAUUAAGGCCAUCACCGUGGCUGCGCAAAAGGUGCCAGAUGCCAACGCCUACUGGAUGCCUUCCGAAGGUGUCAUCAGAAAGUUCAAGAACGUUGACGUUUCUGUCGCUGUUGCCACUCCACAAGGUCUAUUAACUCCUAUUGUGAAAAACGCCAACCACAAGGGCUUGGUCUCCAUCUCCCAGGAGGUCAAGGAGCUUGGAAAGCGCGCUAAGAUCAACAAGUUGAAGCCAGAGGAGUUCCAGGGUGGUACCAUCUGCAUUUCCAACCUUGGUAUGAACAACGCCGUCUCCAUGUUCACUUCCAUUAUUAACCCUCCACAGUCCACCAUUCUCGCCAUCGCCACCGUCCAGAGGGUGGCUGUCGAAGAUGCUGGGGCUGAAUACGGUUUCUCUUUCGACGACAAGAUCAACAUCACCGGUACGUUCGACCACAGGACUAUCGACGGUGCCAAGGCCGGCGACUUCAUGAAAGAACUGAAGAAGAUCAUUGAAAAUCCUUUGGAAAUGCUAUUGUGA
Molecule: messenger RNA, 1392 nt
Organism: Lachancea dasiensis
Lineage: Eukaryota; Fungi; Ascomycota; Saccharomycetes; Saccharomycetales; Saccharomycetaceae
Source: the annotation of a GenBank genome assembly